UAGUAACAAUGGAGUCGUUUGGUUACUAUGUUUCACACAGAUUAGGAUUCGAAACCAUGGUGAAUCCUGUGUUUGGUUGCCAAAUGAGUUUAGUUCAAAGCCCGUGUUUCCAAGCGAGGCCCGCACUGUUCAGUUGGUUUAGUCAAGAUCCGGAACUCACUCCAUACCCCCAGAUUGAGUCCAUCUAACCUCGAUUUCUGCAACCAAUAAUUCAAUUUCUUCUCUUUUCCCCAUCUUCCUUCUCAUUUCAAAUUCAGCUUUCCCCUUCUUCCUUCUCAUUUCAAAUUAAAGCAAAGCUGAAUUGACUUCAAUGAAGAAGGCCCCUACACCACAAGCUUCCCUGAAUCGGAGAAAGAAGAAUUGACCAGCAACAGGCGACAACGACGGUCGAGGCGAGGUGCGACGGAGAAAUCUACGAAAAUAUCACUCAUCGACUUUGUAUGUUUAUCAUUCAUGGCACCUCCGUUAUCUACCUCUACAUCCAUUUACCUUAUGGUAGAAGACAUAAUGAAUCUUUUCCAUAUGCAAACUACCAUAAUCUUGUAUUUUUAUUUGAGGCAAGGUAGACGCAUGCGUAGACGUCAUAGACGGCACUUGAUUAGGCAUUACUCUCUUAUAGACCGGAUUCCACCACAAGUCCGGCAUAUGAACAGACUUGUAUCUGUUAGCGACAUUGACUGCUUAGUCAACCUUCGAAUGGAUAGGAAUACCUUCGGGAGAUUGUGUCUUCUUCUAAAGGAAGUUGGGGGGUUGCGAAAUGGUAGAUAUGUAUAUGUGGAGGAACAGGUUGCCAUGUUCCUAGGAAUACUUGCACAUCACAAAAAAAAUCGUAUAAUAGGUUUCAACUUCAAGCGGUCUGGUGAAACUAUAUCACACUAUGUGCACCUAGUUUUAAGAGCUGUUAUAAGGCUACACAUAAUUCUCUUACCUAAACUGGAACCUGUCACGGAUGACAUUGGCGAUCCAAGGUGGAAACAUUUUAAGGGAUGUAUUGGAGCUUUAGACGGAACAUAUAUCAACGUUCUUGUCAGUAACACUGAUAAGCCACGUUAUCGCAAUAGAAAAGGUCAAAUCGCAACUAAUACCCUCGCAGCCUGUGACCGCAAAAUGAGGUUUAUUUAUUUUUUACCUGGUUGGGAGGGCUCAGCCGGUGAUGCUAGGGUGCUUCGAGAUGCAGUGACUAGGGAAGAUGGUUUAAAGGUGCCAAAAGGAAAUUACUUUCUAUGUGACAAUGGAUAUGCAAACGCGGAAGGUUUUCUGACUCCCUUUAAAUGCAUCCGUUACCAUUUAAAGGAAUGGGGUGAAGGCACACAAAGACCACAGAACGCACGCGAGUUGUUCAACUUAAGGCACAGUAAAGCACGUAACAUUAUCGAACGUGCUUUCGCUGUUCUCAAAAUGCGAUGGGGUGUGCUUCGGAGUGCUAGUUUUUACCCUAUAAAAACUCAGAUUAGGAUGAUCAUGGCAUGUUUUCUCUUGCAUAACUUUAUACGAGGUGAAAUGACACACGAUCCAGUUGAAGAUGCACUUGAGAUUGAGACAAAUGAGGAGACAGAUAACAAUGACUACGAUCACAUGGAAUUUGUCGAACAAGUUGAACCAAGCACUGAUUGGACUCGAAUGCGGGAAGACAUGUCACAAUCCAUGUGGUUGAAUCGAGGCAAUGUCGACAUCAACUGAAAAUGGUGAACUAAUACCAGAAUGCACUUGUGGGCGUGGGAAAAUGAGGUUAUUAUGUGCAGGGAAAGAGGCAAAAUACAGUGGCCGAUUUUUUUACAAAUGUCCGGCAGGCAUGAAGCAUCCUGGAUCGUUUUUGUGGUGUGAUGACUUCCAUAGCCAACAAGAUGGGGGCCGUAUACCAGAUUUUGUCUUGAAUCAGGGAUAUCGUCCAGAGAAACCUGUUAGCAACAUGGUGACUUCCAAAAAUACAAGUGUGACUCCAAGUGAAGUAGGUUGUAGAUCAUGCGGUCGUUGCCGGGCAGAGGCAAAGAUGAACAUGGUUUUAGCUUUCAUUGGAGUAAUGCUGUUUAUUCUUGGGGUUAUUAUUGGGAACUUGCUUUAGGUUAUUGUGUCGAUAGGUUGUUGGCUCGACUAGAGCGUUACUGACGAACCUAUCUAUCUAUGUAUUUGCUGUCAAACAGGUAUCUUUU
This is a messenger RNA of Salvia splendens (bonfire salvia), 2150 nucleotides long. Its product is annotated as protein ANTAGONIST OF LIKE HETEROCHROMATIN PROTEIN 1-like. The transcript is spliced from 5 exons. The record is from RefSeq and is a predicted model, not a curated record. Bases 454 to 1680 code for a protein of 408 amino acids. Lineage: Eukaryota; Viridiplantae; Streptophyta; Magnoliopsida; Lamiales; Lamiaceae.